Molecule: messenger RNA, 3941 nt
Organism: Seriola dumerili (greater amberjack)
Lineage: Eukaryota; Metazoa; Chordata; Actinopteri; Carangiformes; Carangidae
Gene: ajm1
Exons: 2
Coding region: 190-3459 (1089 amino acids)
Biological process (GO): cell-cell junction organization
Cellular component (GO): plasma membrane; apical junction complex
Source: RefSeq, a predicted model, not a curated record
UGUAACGAAAGGGAGGAGGACGUUAACGCGGAUAUUUCACUUUCACCUUCUGCACAUGUCCGAUGUCGUCAUUGGGAAACCACCGUCCUCGACAGAACCAUGGAUGAGCUGAGGCUGCAGCUCCGGGCUGAUGCGGCAACAUCAACAUUAAAGCAACUUGAUGGAGAAAACUAGAGGAGUCCCUUUAAGAUGACACGCACAGACCCGCCUGACAUAAUCGUAUCAGCUGUGCAUCGAGAUAUAAAAGUGAUUCCCAUUUCUUCACACUACAAGUCCUUGCAACCCUCCAAACAAUGUGAUUCUAUAAAUUACAGCACACUGGAGGACAGUAAGAGCAAAGUCAAUAAGAGGCACUGCCGUACCUUUGACUAUAAGUCAUUGGAGUACCCAAAAUCACACAAAUACUCAAUGGAGUCCCCAUACAGAAAGUCUGAUAGGCAUGCAGCUAACCCAGAUGUUGCCUGGAAUGCAUUGGGCCGCCAGCAGAGAUACCGCUUUUCUGCUCCAGACAUUUUUAGCCAUAGGUUAACUCCUCAACCAGUGGCUGCUGAUAUGGCCAGUGAGAUCACUGCCCCUGAACAAAAAAGAAGGACAAGGUCAAAAAGUGCCCCUCGGGUCCAGACCAGUCUCACCCCUGUGUCUUUUGAAGGGUCCUCAUCUUCCGGGAGGAAGGGGAGGGAGUCCCAAAGGGCUCCAAGAGACUCUCGCUGGCGACCAGAAGUAUCACCACGUAGGGAGUCAUCCUAUGCAGCAACUAGGGCUCACAUGCAUGAAGUACAUCCCAUUAAGUUGCAGCCUCAAGUGAGUGACAACAGUAGAUAUUCACCUCACUUUGCUGCUGAUAAUUCAGAGGAUGGAGGGCUAGAUAAACCAGCAACCAGCCCUCAUGUCAGGUGUCGGGUGGACAUCAAACCUGAUGACGGAGCAUUGCAUCAUUCAGGACGGAAACAGACUUCACCUCAAGUGGACAUACCAUGGCAGAGGCACCACAGUAGGAGUCUGACUGUUCCACGCCAUUUCUCCUACUCUAGAACACCAACUCCCACUGACUCUUUAGGUACAGAGAGUCGGCAAACUUAUCAAUAUUCCCGUAGCAUGCCAAAUAGUUACUUGCAACCAAUGGAGAUUCCCUUGCAAAGGAUGCCUUCAUCAAGUGAAUACUAUGGAAGGGAACGAAGAGCUCAUUCUAGUCCUAAUGUGCCAACCAAGUUCUUUUAUGCAGACGACCCAGGGAGAUAUGUCACUACUGCUCCUCCUCAACCAAGUUCUUACUUUCAUGAUGAACGUUACACACCGGGACAAACAUAUACUCCAAAAGUGCAAUAUGUGCAAGAUCCAAGGACUCGAGUGGUGCAAGCUGUAGCUACAAGACCCUAUUAUCCUGAGAUGGAGCCCUAUCCAUACCCUGUGCAGACAGGAUAUCCCAAACCCUAUACAGCAACUGAACCAGGGCCGUACAUCAUACAGACACCUCCAACUAGAAUAUUUUAUGGGGAUGAUCCCAGGUCUUAUCAAAUCCAGACUGCUCCGCCAAGGUUUUAUUAUUCCAGUGAUAUGUAUGCAAUGCCACCUGAGCACCAUAUCCCAGCAAGGGCAUAUUACACAGAGGGCCGAAGACAUGCUAGAGUUAUUCAGGCACAAACAGAUGACUGGUAUGGCUCAGAUGCUUCUGGUUAUUCCACCAAUCCUGCCUCUUAUGUAUCUCAAGUCACUCCAACCAGAGUCCGGCAAGAGCCUGGCUUAACAACCUGGUAUGCCAACCCAUGUGUAGAACCUCAAAGAAUUGGCACAGAUUCUAAAUCUUACUCCAGGUCCUGGGACAAUAUUCUCAACUCUCGUGUAGAGAGAGAACAACCUCUUCCUGUACAGCGGGGUCAGAGCUAUGAUGAUCUUCUUGACUCCAGGAAGCCUGCAGCAGCCACAGGUGACAAACCACAACCAGUGGUAGUCAAUCUCUCCAGUUCGCCAAGACGCUAUGCAGCCUUAUCAAUGUCUGAUAAUUCACUAAUUGACAAAAGCCCAACAGAGAUGUCAAAGAGCACUGCUAGUAAACUCUGGUUUGUUACCCCUGAGAUAACAAUAACUGAUAAUGACAUUCGACCAGGGAACCUUAAUAAGGCUGAAGGACGGUCUGCUAGUUGGGACAUCCUUGACUCCAGAAGUACUGAGGGUCCAGAACUGUCUCAUUGUGACUUUGAAACCUCAACCAAAGAGAAGACACAUGACAACGCCUCACUACAGCAAAGCUUAGAACAACUUGAUGAGCUUCUGGCAGAUCUUGUGACUGACUACAAGCCGCCUAGUAGAAGGGCAAGUGAGGACAUUCUGGAUCAACUAAAGAAGUUAAUUGAUGAGGAAGAAGCUGUAUCUCUGUCCAGAAAGAGCUCAAGGGCAGGUACAGAGGAACCAGCUCCUCUUGACAAGCAACCAACCUCAAUAAGAAUGAAUCCUGAUGCUUUUCGAGAUAUGGAUGGAGCUAGUGAUGCAAUGAAGAGUGCAGAUGAGUGCUCCCCAGAUCAGAGCCCUGAUGAGGACGACACAAUGAUGUGCUCCAACAACAAAUGUCGGAGGACAGAGACCCUAUUCAAUGCUUGCCUAUAUUUUAAAUCCUGCCACAGCUGCUACACCUACUACUGUUCUCGUAACUGUCGCAGGGAGGACUGGGACAUUCAUAAAGAAAGCUGCUUAUAUGGAAGAAUUGGCAGCACAUGCCGUCACAUCAUCAAACACUGCCGGGAGACUGUUGAAGUCCACAAAGCCUUCUCCCGUAUUGCCAAAGUUGGGUACCUUUCUCGAGGUAGAGGAGUUCUCUUCCUUGGUUUUCCAAACCCUGCGUCAUCCAGUAAUUUCCUGCAGUAUGGCCUGGAUAGUCUACUUAUGUCUCCUACAUACCUGUCCCUUCGAGAGCUUGAAAGCUUCAAGGACAACCUAGGGGAGUAUUGUAAGGAGCUGCAGGAAGCUGGCAAAGAGUAUGACCCAAACGAAUGUUUCAUCUUGAAUGUAUCGAUUGCUGUUGGAGACCAACUGCCUGAUGGGCCAUCACCAAGGAACCAAGCUCCAACUGUCAGAAAAUAUGCAAAGGUUGCCCUGGCUUCCUUCAGCCCUGAGAGAAAGGUUCAGAAGAAAGAGAGUGACAUGGAAACGCUGAUCCUCACUCCACCACCAGGAACAGCAGACAUCGACAAAGAAGGAGAGGAAGGCAGGAAGGCCAGGGAAAUCUGUUUUAUCAAUAUACAACGAGAGUUACGAAUUCGAGGGGUUUUCCUACGGCACGAAUACCCACAGGUGUAUCAGCAGCUCUGUGAGUUUGUGGAAAGUAACAGAAGGUUCACACCCACAACUAUUUAUCCCAUCGAUAAGAGGACCGGUAAACAGUUUAUGUGCAUGAUUAUGGCUGCCUCUGAGCCCAGGACAUUGGACUGGGUAGGCACCCCGCAUCUCCUUGAUGACAUUAUUUAAGUGCACCUUUUGUUGUAAAUAUAUAUGUAUAAAAAUACAUAUAUAUUGUUACACAUAUUUAUAUAUCAAUCCAAUUACAAACAUUUGUAGAUAAGUAUUUUGUUAUCAAAAUGAUAUAUAUUCAUGUCUGCUUGGUCAGUAUUAUUCAUUAUCAGAAUAUUUCCUGUCAGGUGCUGAAUGACUACAGUACAUUAUUUAUUUUAAUGUUUUUAACAAAUACAUACUUUUUAUCCACCACAAGUCAUUUAUCUGUAACCUGGUCAUGUACUGUUACAAUACAUUCCCUUUGGUUGGGAUUCUCUAAGCUGACAUGCUGGUUUUCAACUUAUUAGCAACUACUGUUUGUUAUUUGUAACUCAGCCUCUUUAAAUGAGUCCAUUUCUGUGCGUACAACAUGACUAUUUUUCAUAUACAUACUUUAAUGGUAUACAGUGCAUUCAGAAAGUCUUCAGACCCUUUCACUUUUUUCACAAUUUGUUAUG